Messenger RNA from Rotaria sordida, 1403 nucleotides. The record is from the annotation of a GenBank genome assembly. Lineage: Eukaryota; Metazoa; Rotifera; Eurotatoria; Philodinida; Philodinidae.
AUGGUACUCGAUAUUGAAUUACUUCGUCGAAAUCCAGAAAUAGUUCGUGAUUCUCAAAAAAAACGUUAUAAAGGACUUGAACGUGUCGAAAAAGUUAUUGAACUUGAUACACAAUGGCGUACAGUUCGUUAUCAAGCUGAUCAAUGGAAUAAAAUAAAAAAUCUUUGUGGACGUUCUAUUGGUACAAAAAAACAAGCAAAAGAAAAUGAAGGUAAUACAGAAGAUUUACCAGAAAAUUUUAAAAUUCAUUAUGAAACACUUAAUCUUGAAUUAAUUGGACAAUUAACAAUUAAACAAAUAAAAAAUCUUAGUACAUUAAUUGAUAAUGAAAUUGAAAAAACAAAAGAAAAUUUAAUUCGAAUUGAAAAUGAUCGUAAUUCUAAUUUACAUGAAAUAGGAAAUAUUGUUCAUGAAUCUGUACCUAUCAGCGAUAAUGAGGAUAAUAAUACAACAGAACGAACUUUUGGAGAUGUGGAAACACGUAAAAAGUAUUCUCAUUUUGAUUUAAUGCAUAUGAUUGGUGGUUAUGAUGGUGAACGUGGAGCAUUAGUUGCUGGAUCUCGUGGAUAUUUUAUGAAGGGUCCUGCUGUAUUUCUUGAACAAGCAAUUAUUCAAUUAGCUUUAAAUAUAUUAAGUGAUAAAGAUUUUGAAAUACUUUAUACACCAUUUUUUAUGCGAAAAGAAGUUAUGCAAGAAGUAGCUCAAUUAAGUCAAUUUGAUGAAGAACUUUACAAAGUUGUAUGUAAAAAUGAUAAACCAGGUGAAUCAAGUGAUGAAGAAAAAUAUUUAAUUGCAACAUCUGAACAAGCUAUUGCUGCUUAUCAUCGAGAUGAAUGGCUUGAAACUCAUCGAUUACCUAUACGUUAUGGUGGUAUUUCAACAUGUUUUCGACAAGAAGCUGGUUCUCAUGGUCGUGAUACUCGUGGUAUUUUUCGUGUACAUCAAUUCGAAAAGGUUGAACAAUUUUGUAUAACAUCUCCACAUGACAAUGAAUCAUGGAAAAUGUUUGAGGAAAUGAUUGGAAAUGCUGAAGAAUUUAAUAAAAAAUUGGGCAUUCCUUAUCGUAUUGUUAAUAUUGUUUCUGGUGAAUUGAAUAAUGCAGCAGCAAAAAAAUUUGAUUUAGAAGCAUGGUUUCCUGGUUCGGGUAAAUUUCGUGAACUUGUUUCAUGUUCUAAUUGUCUCGAUUAUCAAUCGAGACGUUUGAAAAUUCGUUUUGGUGAAACAAAAAAGAGCAAUGAAGCUGCUGAAUACGUUCAUAUGUUAAAUGCAACAAUGUGCGCAACAACACGUACUAUUUGUGCUAUUCUUGAAAAUUAUCAAACUGACGAUGGUAUACUUGUACCUGAAGUUCUUAAGCCUCUUAUGCCUAAAAGUAUGUUUAUUUUAUUUUAAAUCUUUUGUUU